UGAGAGGGGCUGGAACCACUCAGUGUCUGUGUCUGCGCCUCCCAGUUGCUUGCCCAGUGCCUGGCCGCCCACGGCCCCUCACCGGCAUCACCCCGUCCCCCGCAGGUGCUGCCCGACUACCUGAAGGGCCUGUUCAGCAGCAUGCCGGCCGGCCAGCCUGGCGGGCAGCAGCUGCAGCAGGUGUCUAAGCUGGCCGCGCUGCAGCACCGAGCCGAGGGCCACGUCUACCUGCCCAGCACGCGCGAGGCCCAGGAGUACAUCCCGGCCCAGCUCUACCGCACCGUGGCCGGCUCGGCGUGGCUCAGCCUGCUCGGCCAGCACCGGCUGCAGAUGCAAGCGCUCAGCCCCCACCAGGCUCGCGCCCAGUUUCUGGGCCUCCUCAGCGCCUCGCCCAUGUUCGGCUCCUCCUUCUUCUUCGUCCAGAGCUGCAGCGACGGCGCGGUGCCCGCCCCCUGCAUCCUUGCGGUCAACCAGAAUGGCCUCAACUUCCUCAGCACCGAGACCCACGAGCUGACGGUGAAGUUCCCCCUGAAGGAGAUCCAGUCGGCGAGGACCCAGCGGCCCACGGCCAGCUCCAGCUACCCGUACGUGGAGAUCGCACUGGGGGAUGUGGCGGCCCAGCGCACCAUGCAGCUGCAGCUGGAGCAGGGCCUGGAGCUGUGUCGUGUGGUGGCCGUGCACGUGGAGAACCUGCUCAGUGCCCGUGAGAAGCGGCUCACGCUGCCCCCCAGCGAGAUCACGCUGCUCUGACCCAGCCCCCAGCCCCCAGCCCCCAGCUGCCCUGUGCCAGGAGGCUUGCUGUGUGGUCCCAGGGGAGUUACUGGGCCAGAACCUUAGGGGAGACCAAGAGGUAGUUGGUGGCACGGCGCAAGCCCCCAGGAACCUGAGAAGACUGAUCCAGAGUUGGCAUGGAGUUGCAGUCUGCAAACUUGGGUCAGAUGGCAGGAGGGACUUCCAAAGACUGACCAGUGGGGCCUCCUGCCACCUCACCACUGUGGCCCUGCCCCGACUCCCCCUGCGGCAGGGAAGCCCCACACCAGUAGCCUAGACAAACUGAACCUGCCUUUGCUUUCCUUGGGGUCUGAUGUUCUAAUCUGCUCCAUCUCCCUGUCCUGGUCCCUCACAUGUCCCCCCCCUCAGGUGCCCCUGCACUGCUGCUGAGCUUGGAUUCCUGGCUCUUGGUCAUUUCUGUGCAAAUAAAAGGUACGCCUGGCAGCCUCUUCUCCAUAUGGUUGUUGAGUGACUGGAAAACGAGCCUGAGGGAGGAGCCAGGAGGUGGAGGCCCAGCUUCCCCUGAACAGAGCUUCCAGCAGACAUCUGUCCUUGCCUCUCCCUGCGGGCCGCUGCCCCUCUACCCUGCACUCCUUGGGUAGCCCUAACCCCAGGACCCCAUCACUGGAUGGGCCACACAAUAUUUGAGAAUGGUAUAGUAGAGGGAGAGAGAUGUUUCAUGUCAGCGGCUGGGGAGGGAGAAGGCUGGGAAAGGGCUUCCCAGGGAAUGGGAUGUUUGGGUUGGGUUUUGAACCAUGCGUAGGAGUUUGCUAUGGGAAUAGAUGGAGGCGAGGGGAAUGAACAUUCUAAACAGAGAAAACUGUUUGUUCCCUACUCUUUCCCCCAAAGCCUAGGACAAUGCCUAACGCAGAGCAGGUGCUUAAGAAAUACUUGUCGCAUGAAUAAAAGAAUAAAUGAAUGAAUGUUGAUGGGAAGUGCUAGAGCUUUGGGGAACUUGUGGGGGAGGGGAGGCUUGGGAGAGGAGGGCUGGAUAGGUGUGUGGGGGCAUAACUGGCUGGAGCCACGGUGUCAGAGGAGGGGUUUAUUUACUUAUUCAGUACCUAUUAAGCACCUACUGUGUACUAGGCAAAUGCCAGGCCCCGGGCGUCGCUCCCAGUUAGAGGCUCUGCCCAGGUGAGAGGACUUCUGGGUUUCAGAAUGCAAGUGGGCCGUGGGAGUGAGGCCCCAGCUGAAGCGCAUGGAACCGGGAGGAACCUCCCGGCCCAACCCUGGCCACGAUGCAGACUCCUGAGCUGGAUGGUGUCUGAGGUCUGAGUUUUGGGAGGUUUGUUACACAGCGUUGGAUGACUGAACAGCAGGACUUCGGGAUUUCAGGACCUGGGCCUUACGGCAUAGGCUCAUGUUUUAACAGCUGUUCUGGUGCCUCAGUGGUGGCAGCAGCAGGUCGAGCCCUCGUCGGAGCUAACGAUCCCCAGGAGGCAGAGUUGGAACACUCGGGUGGCAGGAGAAUCAGACCUUGCUGUGGCCCCCAGACCCAGAAAGACAGGCACUACAGGUGGACGUGGGGAGAGCCAGAGCAGAGGGAACCAAGCCCCAGGGUGCCCCGCCUGGCAUGGGGUGAGAACACAGGAGACACAUCUGGGAGGCAUGGGAGCCUGAGACAGUCACGUCCUGUCUUCGUGGGGAAACUGAGGCCCAGAGGUGAAGCAAGUAACCACUGAGUGGCCUGGCCGAGAGUCAAAGGCAGGCAGGCUGACUCCAGAGUCGAGCUGCCUCCUGCUGAGGCUCGCAUGGGAGAGGGGAGGGCCCUGGCUGCAGAGCAUGGGGAAGCCUCCGAGGGGGUGUCUGGGGGCCCUGGAGAGGUGACUCCCAUGUUUGCCUGGUGAGCGGAGCACAGGGGUCUCUGGCAGGACUUUCUGAUGAAUGAGGUAGUGAGCUCCCUGCCACCAGGUGUGCGUGCAGAGUCCGAUGCCCCCGGUUGGAGGGCCGUUGAGAGGUGGGCGCUGGGCUUCUGAAGGGCCUGAGCUCUCGCAGCCAAACUGCCAAUAUGCAGGCAACGGGGCCCUGCCCGGGCGUUCACAUACAAUGGCCCAGGCAGGACUGGGGCCCAAGUCCGGCCUCCUGACCUUGACUUUGCCCACUGGCCACCUUCUCACCACCUGCAGCUGCCUUCCUGCCGCCACCACCAGCGGUGCCCACCAGGCUGGGUAAGGAAAGGGCAGGAGCCGAUUCCCUACGGG
This is a messenger RNA of Physeter macrocephalus (sperm whale), 2972 nucleotides long. RefSeq names its product unconventional myosin-XV-like. Lineage: Eukaryota; Metazoa; Chordata; Mammalia; Artiodactyla; Physeteridae. Bases 142 to 750 code for a protein of 202 amino acids. The record is from RefSeq and is a predicted model, not a curated record. The transcript is spliced from 5 exons. Gene Ontology annotation, cellular component: cytoskeleton.